Messenger RNA from Oreochromis niloticus (Nile tilapia), 1806 nucleotides. RefSeq names its product microfibril associated protein 1 (gene mfap1). Lineage: Eukaryota; Metazoa; Chordata; Actinopteri; Cichliformes; Cichlidae. Bases 140 to 1465 code for a protein of 441 amino acids. The transcript has 8 exons. The record is from RefSeq and is a predicted model, not a curated record.
AGCAAAUUCACUUCCUGUCCGUUCGCCGAUUGUGUCAAACUUCCGUUUGAGUUGAGCGACGACGAGGAAUUCGUUUUGUCAAAGUGAAAUACUCCUUUUUUUAAUCUUUGUACGGUUGCAUAUCGUGGACCGGGCAGUCAUGUCUAGUCGCGAAGCCCUAAACAUGAAGCUUCCACCGAUCCAGUCCACGGCCGGAGCCGUGCCGGUCCGGAAUGAGAAAGGUGAGCUCUCCAUGGAGAAGGUGAAGGUGAAAAGGUACGUGUCGGGUAAACGCCCUGACUACGCGCCGAUGGAGUCGUCUGAUGAAGAAGAAGAAGACUUCCAGUUUGUGAAGAAGGGAAAAGAAAUGGAGACAGAGGUGGAGCUGGAGGAGGAGGAUGUCUCUGAUCCACGUCUCAGGCGUUUGCUAAACCGUGUCUCUGAGGACGUGGAAGAGAGGCUUGCAAGACACAGACAGAUAGCAGAGCCUGAAGUUGUGGCUGAGAGCAGUGAAGACUCUGAUGAAGGCACGUGGCACCCACAGCGAGAGGAGAGCAGUGAAGAUGAAGAGGAGGAGGAAGAAGAAGUGGAUGAUGAGGAAAUCGAGAGGAGGCGAGCAAUGAUGCGUCAGCGAGCCUUGGAAAGAAAGAAUGAAGAGAUGGAGGUCAUGGAGGUGGAGGAAGAGGGGAAAUCAGGAGACGAGUCGGAGUCAGAGUCUGAAUACGAGGAAUACACCGACAGCGAGGACGAAGCAGAGCCGCGGCUCAAACCUGUCUUCAUCCGCAAAAAAGAGAGAGUCACAGUGGCAGAGCGUGAAGCAGAGGAGCAGAGACAGAGAGAGUUGGAGGCCGAAGCGAAGCGGCAGGCGGAGGAGCGACGGCGCUAUACCCUCAAGAUCGUGGAGGAAGAGGCCAAGAAGGAGUUUGAGGAGAACCGGCGCACGCUGGCUGCUCUGGACGCUCUGGACACCGAUGGAGAGAACGAGGAGGAGGAAUACGAAGCCUGGAAGGUCAGAGAGCUGAAGCGCAUCAAGAGGGACAGAGAGGCACGAGAAGCCUUCGAGAAGGAGAAGUCUGAAAUCGAGAGAUUCCACAGCUUGACUGAGGAGGAGCGCAGGGCCGAGCUGCGCAACAACGGCAAGGUUGUCACCAACAAAGCCACCAAAGGCAAAUACAAGUUCCUCCAGAAAUACUACCACAGAGGAGCCUUCUUCAUGGACGAGGAGGAGGACGUGUACAAGAGAGAUUUCAGUGCACCUACUCUGGAGGAUCACUUCAACAAAACCAUCUUACCCAAAGUUAUGCAGGUGAAAAACUUUGGUCGGUCUGGACGCACAAAGUACACCCACCUGGUGGACCAGGACACCACGUCGUUCGACUCUGCCUGGGCUCAAGAGAGCGCUCAGAACACCAAGUUCUUCAAGCAGAAGGCGGCAGGCGUGAGGGACGUGUUUGACCGGCCCACCGUGAAGAAGAGGAAGACUUAAGAUGCAUGUGAACAGGAUAUGAGCAGGCCCACAGUGCAGCUGUAAAGACUUUGACAGACUGAGCUGCAGCCUGAUGGUCUGUUUUUCUGGACUGUGACGUGGAAGGAAAUCAGCAGAAGGACUGAUUGUAAGGUGCACCAUCACUGCUGGCUCCAUGAAAUCUACAGGAGAUGCAGCUGGUGCAAAAAAGAUGUUUCUACGUCAUUGGACGAUGGCUUGUGAUGUAAUUUUGUAAAUUCAACAUUUAGUACACAGUCUCCCACUGACUUGUUCCUUUUUCCUCGGUGUUGUUUGCUGAUUAUUCCAAUAAAAGCAGUGUGUUUUCUUUUUUCAUAAACGGA